This is a messenger RNA of Erythranthe guttata (spotted monkey flower), 885 nucleotides long. It is a transcript of the gene ZFP5, whose product is annotated as zinc finger protein 5. Gene Ontology annotation, cellular component: nucleus. The record is from RefSeq and is a predicted model, not a curated record. Lineage: Eukaryota; Viridiplantae; Streptophyta; Magnoliopsida; Lamiales; Phrymaceae. Gene Ontology annotation, molecular function: DNA-binding transcription factor activity; transcription cis-regulatory region binding. Gene Ontology annotation, biological process: cytokinin-activated signaling pathway; gibberellic acid mediated signaling pathway; trichome differentiation.
AUGGAGAUAAAUAGUUUAACUUCCGAGAAAAAAAUCAAACUAUUCGGGAUCGAGCUCGAGCCUGAGCCAGUAAAAAAUCAAGAAAAAGGGUUGCCGGAGAGGGGCGAAAGCGUAAAUUCAUCCGCCUCCUCCACCGUGACUGUUUCUCCGGGACCCACGGGCGGCGACGUGGCGGCAGAUGGCGGAGGCGGCAAGAAGAAGUUCGAGUGCCAAUAUUGUUUGAAGGUGUUUGGUAACUCACAAGCUUUAGGUGGACACCAAAAUGCGCACAAGAAGGAAAGAAUGCGGAAAAAGCGGUUGCAGCUACAAGCAAGAAAAGCAACCAUCAACAGUUAUAUUCAGCCCUUUCGUAAUUAUUACAACGUUUUUAAUAAUAGCCGCGCUUGCAGUUUCAACGGCAGUAACAGUCGUAAUAGUAAUAGUAAUAGUAAUAGUAAUAAUAAUAAUUCUGCAUGGUUCUACGACCCGUCUUCUCAUCACGAGUUUACGAUGUGCUACGAGGAAUCGCAGAUCAGUUUCGGCGCGUACGGGUCGGAUCCGAAUAUGGAUAGAUCACCCGAAGAUUCGAGAUGGUACGAACCGUUUGAUCGACAGGAUCGUACGACGCCCGCGUUUUAUUUGACGCACGCAGCUGAUGCGUCGAAGGAUAAUAACAAAGGUUCUUCGUCGUCGUUGUCUAGUUUGAAGAAGAAGAAUUGUAGUAGGAAAAGUAGUUUAGAUCUGAAAUUAGGGUUGAGUUUACAUUCAACCAUUUGAAAUGUUAAUUAAUUACAGUAACAUUAUAAUAUUUAUAUAUUAUACAUACAUUUUCUUUUGCAAUAUGUUUUAACUGUGUUUGUAUACCUUUUCUUUUACCAUAAAGACAAUUUAAGCCUUGUUUAUUUC